Messenger RNA from Carassius carassius (crucian carp), 3030 nucleotides. Its product is annotated as tyrosine-protein kinase receptor TYRO3-like. The coding region runs from base 318 to 2939 and encodes 873 amino acids. The record is from RefSeq and is a predicted model, not a curated record. The transcript is spliced from 19 exons. Gene Ontology annotation, molecular function: ATP binding; transmembrane receptor protein tyrosine kinase activity; protein binding. Lineage: Eukaryota; Metazoa; Chordata; Actinopteri; Cypriniformes; Cyprinidae. Gene Ontology annotation, cellular component: signaling receptor complex. Gene Ontology annotation, biological process: cell surface receptor protein tyrosine kinase signaling pathway; phagocytosis; cell migration.
GUGACAUACAGGGGGCGCCUCUCAGACUCCUCAGAUAUUUCCUACUGUGUUUUUCUAAAUCGAGCUGCUUGACUUGAACGAUCACCGCGCUUUGGACUAAUCAAAACAAUGAGCAAAAUGCUACUUUUACCGGUUUAAUCACGGGAGCAUGAUGAAAUAAAUGCAAGAGGGUGAUCUUGAAGUAGAAACUUCGGUGAAGUUUAUGAAUAUAAUGGGAUUUACGAACACCAAAUUAAUUCAUUAGCUAAUCACUGCUGUUCAAACUUUAUUUCCUGAGGUGAAGGAGGUAACUCAGCUCUUUAACAGAAGAUGUUAUAAUGGGGUUUUCUCUUUUUAUCCUGCUCUUUUUACUACACUGCAAUGAGGGAAUUCAUGGGCUACAGUUCACCAAAAACCCUUCCAACCAAACGGUGACUCAGGGUAACAUGGCCCGUCUGGGCUGUGCUUUUGAGGGUUUGAGUGAACCAGAGAUCAUCUGGAUGAAGGAUGGAGAGAAGAUCUACAGCACUGAUCAGAUGUACAUCACACUAGAUGCACAUCACUGGGAGACCUUUUACAGUGUUAAAUCCGUGCAGCAACAAGAUGCCGGGGAGUACUGUUGUGAGGUUGAAUAUCAGGGCAGGAUCAUUUCCUCAGAGCCUGCUUGGAUUACAGUAGAAGGUGUGCCUCAUUUUGUGGUGGAACAGGAGGAUGUGGCUACAUUUGCAGGGGAGCCGUUCAACCUGACGUGUGCUGCAUCAGGUCCUCCAGAGCCUGUGGAGGUGCUGUGGUGGCUGGGAGGUGAACAGAAGGGUGAUUUCAUGCCCUCACCCUCAGUUCUUUUUGUUAAAGGUGUGAAUGACAGUAUAAAGUUUUACUGUGAGGCUAAGAAUGCUCGAGGUAUCUCCGUGUCACGUACAGGCACAGUGCACAUUAAAGUCUCCCCUGAUUCUCCCCGAGAUGUCAAGGUACAUCAUGUGUCUGAUCUUAAUAUAACUUUAACAUGGAAUCCAGGUUUCAUUGGGCACUCAAAGCUUUCCACCUGCAUUAUACAGGUGUCAAAGGGACCUGGAAAGAAGGUAAAACUUCCUGAUGUGGAUGUGGUAGUCCCUCCCUUCCAGCAUGUGUUUGAGGGACUCAGCAGUUACUCAAAUUACAGUGUGAGAAUCCAGUGUGAUAAUGAGGUGGGCUCUUCCCCCUUCUCUCCCUGGGUGGACUUUCACACUCCAGAGGCAGCACCAUCAGCAGCUCCAAAGAACUUCACCUUUGAACUCAGCGAGCAGCAGCUCACUCUGUCCUGGGCGGCACUAGAACAGGAGCAGCUGCGUGGAAGGUUGCUGGCUUAUAAAGUGCAGUGGAACCAGGGAGGAGAGAGUCAGGAUCCCUUACUGUUUAAAGACAACGUUGCCCGUCUCUCAGGUGCUGGGCGAUUCUUUAACGCCACCUUCCAGGUUGCCGCGUGCACAAUGGCAGGAUGUGGACCGUGGAGUCAGUCUGUUCUUGUGAUGCCCGUGUCAGCCAUGCAGGCUCAGACCAUGAGGGGCCAUAUGUGGGUGGGGCUGCUUUUCAGCCUUCUUGUGGCCACCAUGGUGGGACUCCUGUUGAUUGUACUGGUCCGCAACAGAGGCAAAGAGACCCAGUUUGGGUCUGCAUUUGCAGCUUCAGGGACAGAUGUACCAGUUUCCUUUACAGCUGCCAGGUCCUUCAACAGACAGUUCACUGAGCCCCCUGAAUCUACAUUGGACAGUAUAGGAAUCAACAGUGAUUUGAAGGCCAAGUUACAGGAUGUUCUCAUCUCUGAAAGGCUAUUAACUCUGGGACGCAUGCUUGGAAAAGGUGAGUUUGGUUCUGUAAGAGAAGGUUUUCUCAAAUCAGAAAAUAACUCCGGACAGAAGGUUGCUGUGAAAGUCCUAAAAACUGACAUUAACUCAUCCAGUGACAUUGAGCAAUGUCUGAAAGAAGCUGCCUAUAUGAAAGACUUCCAUCAUCCCAAUGUCAUUCAGCUUAUUGGUGUGAGUCUGCACAGGAGAGCCCAGCAGAAUCUACCUAUUCCUAUGGUGAUCCUUCCCUUCAUGAAACAUGGAGAUCUCCACACGUAUCUUCUCAUGUCACGCCUCGGAGAUGAACCCUUUUCUCUCUCUCAGCAAAUUCUGUUCCAGUUUAUGCUGGAUAUUACUCGAGGGAUGGAGUAUCUGAGCAGCAAAAAUAUCAUCCAUCGGGAUUUGGCUGCUCGCAACUGCAUGCUAAAUGAACACAGGAGGGUGUGUGUAGCAGAUUUUGGUCUUUCAAAGAAAAUCUACAGCGGUGACUACUAUAGACAAGGAUCUGUCUCUAAGUUGCCUGUAAAGUGGAUCGCUUUGGAAAGCCUGGCAGAUAAUGUCUACACAACACAUAGUGAUGUGUGGGCAUUUGGUGUGACCAUGUGGGAGAUCAUGACUAGAGGCCAAACACCUUAUCCAGGGGUGGAGAACUCAGAAAUAUAUGAGUAUCUAAUUAAAGGAGAAAGACUCAAACAGCCUCCAGACUGUCCUGCUGACAUUUAUGAAAUCAUGCAUAGCUGUUGGUCUCCUGUCCCAAAGUGUCGUCCUAGUUUUCAAAACCUUAUUGACCAGUUGGAGCUCUUGUGUACAAAGCUGAAUCCAGCUCCUGUAAAAGAACCACUGCUGUAUGUGAACCUGGAGGAAGAGGAUGGAGAACAGGCCUCUGGGCUGGUGGCUGAUGCCGGGACCCAUAAAAGUGAAGAGCCCUCAUGGGGGGUACCGUGGCAGUGUGCAGGUAUAGAGGAAGAUGAAAAGGACUGGUUUUUGGUGUCAUCAGGAGCAGCUCUUGCUAUUGGUGGAGACUACCGGUACAUCAUCAGCCCACAUGGUACCGGUAUUGAUGCAGAAAACAGGCAUUCUGACGACGGCCUGUCGGAGGAUAUCCGGGAUGAGGAAGAGGAUGUUAUCAUUAAUGUGUGAUUUUUGUUGUUAUUUUUACCCAUGCUUUACAUAAUCUAGUAGAUUGCACUUGUCAAGACUCUUGUAAAAGAACAGUGGGUCCAUAAAAACA